Huiozyma naganishii CBS 8797 is the source of this 792-nucleotide messenger RNA. It is a transcript of the gene HAC1, whose product is annotated as transcription factor HAC1. Gene Ontology annotation, molecular function: DNA-binding transcription factor activity, RNA polymerase II-specific. Gene Ontology annotation, biological process: positive regulation of transcription by RNA polymerase II. The coding region runs from base 1 to 792 and encodes 263 amino acids. NCBI's taxonomy places the organism in Eukaryota, Fungi, Ascomycota, Saccharomycetes, Saccharomycetales, Saccharomycetaceae. The record is from RefSeq and is a predicted model, not a curated record. The transcript has a single exon.
AUGACCAGCGACAACCACGACAACAACACACCAGUUCAAGUGAAGGGGGAGCCUCAGGAGCAGCUGUCCGUGCAGCUGCUCUUGGGGGACGCGGGCGAGUUCAAGUGCUCGCUGCCCCCACGGAAGAGGGCGCGGACCUCGGAGGAGAAGGAACAGCGCCGCGUGGAGAGGAUUAUGAGGAACAGGAGGGCCGCAAGGCAGUCCAGGGAGAGGAAGCGGAGGCACAUGGAGUUUCUAGAGCGGAAGUGUGCGCUCCUAGAGUGUAUCCUGCAAAGCGUGGACGCGGAGAAGUUGUUGCCACGGGGAAAAAAGCAUUUGUGGACGGAUUUGAAACAGUUACAAGAAAAUACAGAGGGCGGAGAACUUCUCGAGAGGGAUCUUGGCGAUGAUGAUAUCAUCCCAUCGCCACCUGGAAGUACUACCUCCCCAGACAAGAAAAUGAAAAUCAAAUCUGAAAAUAGUGUCUCCCCACUGGAUAUAUUCUCCUCCGCUGGUGCUUCCUCGGCGGCCUCCUCGGCGUGCUCGAACACCAGCCCCUUUGCUGACGACUUGUCGUUACAAUUGGGCAGUUUUGAACCGAUCACUCCACCGGAAUUUGAAAUCAAUUUCGAUUUCGAACAGGGGAAAAACGCCUCCAGUACAAGUACAAAUACAGCGCCCACAUUUAUAAAACAGGAAAAUGAGGAUAAUAUGUUGAAAUUCAGGAACCAUAUGUUGAUAAAUCCAUUAGAUCUGAUUAGUUCACCCACAGUAGGCUUUGAGAUGCGUAAUCCAGAAGUGAUUACCACCUAA